AUGCUGGCCGCAUCAGUCUCUCUCCAGUACAUGUCUGUGCAGAUGGUAGAAGCCUCAUCUGGUUCCGCAUGGGCGUUCUCCACCAUGGCCGCGGUUACCGCCAUUUUUGUCAUCACUCCACGAGCGUUGUGGAAGAAGAUGGCCCAGAUCUUGCAGAAGGUAGCCAAGGUUGCCAUAGCAGUCGGCUCUUCCGUCUAUGCAGCAGUCACUUGGCCAUGGCCCAGAGUUCUCUAUGGUGUGCAGACCUUUCUUCAGCUGCCUCCCUUGGUGUGGAUGUACGAGGUCGUCGUAUACCCAUCCUGGCAGAUCCUGAGCCCACUUUUCAAGCCCAUCGCAACAGCCAGCAUUGCUUGCGCCAGUUUCCGUAGCUUGCUGGCGCUGAUGGGUGGCGAUGUUACAGCCGCAGAG
This is a messenger RNA of Symbiodinium pilosum, 408 nucleotides long. The record is from the annotation of a GenBank genome assembly. NCBI's taxonomy places the organism in Eukaryota, Dinophyceae, Suessiales, Symbiodiniaceae.